This is a messenger RNA of Stomoxys calcitrans (stable fly), 2636 nucleotides long. RefSeq names its product protein sidekick. The transcript has 7 exons. Gene Ontology annotation, biological process: homophilic cell-cell adhesion; synapse organization. NCBI's taxonomy places the organism in Eukaryota, Metazoa, Arthropoda, Insecta, Diptera, Muscidae. Gene Ontology annotation, cellular component: plasma membrane; axon; neuronal cell body. The coding region runs from base 1 to 1626 and encodes 541 amino acids. The record is from RefSeq and is a predicted model, not a curated record. Gene Ontology annotation, molecular function: protein binding; axon guidance receptor activity.
AUGGAUUUAUUAACGUUUUUACUGUAUUUUCUCUUUACUCGAAAUGUUGCAACAUGGGAACAAAUGACAAACAACCUCACCACUACAGCCACAGUCGCCACAAUUCAAAGCACCAGCGUAAGAAGUAACAGAAUCUUCAGCUACGGCACAACCAACAGCCCGCUACAAAGCAACAGUAUAGAAGGUGCAUCACUAAACAGAAGUGGUCGCAGUAUAGAGGAAAAUGGCGAGACGACGCAGAGUCUUAUACGAUUGACACCUUCGGUGCCACCGACACCACAUUUUGUCAACGAUUCUUUUAUAGUCUUUUGUAAGACUCUGCCACCGCCAACGGUGGCAACACCCACAGCAACGCCUGCACCAGGCAGUGGUGUCACACUGGCACCAGCGCCGGCAUCCUUGUUGGCGUCAACAACAGUACAAAGAGAAGUCGAGACUAAAUGGAUCGAUCCCGAUGGCAACGUUAGGGAGAACAGCAAAGGGCGAGUUCACAUAGAGAAAAAAUCAGGUUCAGUAGCUUUGGUAUUUGAACAUAUAUCACUGGAUGAUCGGGGUAACUGGACAUGCGAAGGCAGUGCCAAAGGGAUUAAGGAUAGAAAGACUUUUGAACUAUCGGUUUAUCAGAAAAUCUCCUUCGACAAAGUUGAAAUGGUACAAUCUGCCCGAAAUGGUCGAGAUGCCAAGGUUUAUUGCAAAGUGAGAGCUGAGCCAGCGCCAACAAUUUCAUGGCAAUUCAAUGGAGAGUUCAUACCGAUCUACAAUGCAACCAACUCCACUGCCAAGUAUGUAGCAUUCUCCGAUGGUCUGGUGAUAAAGGACGUUACCCAAGCAGAUGCUGGCGAGUAUACGUGCCGUGCAAUGCGUAUAACAUCGACCUUUGCUGAUUCCGAUCAGAUAACGAUACUAUUGAGGAUACAACAUCCACCGUAUUGGUUCGAUAACACAACGGCAUUGCUGCAAUAUGCCUACAUUGGUGGCGUUACGAAUUUAUCAUGUGAUGCCAUGGGUGAACCGCCGCCAUCUUUUGCCUGGCUCCAUAAUAGCCAGUCCAUUAGGGGCAGCAACUAUCGGGUCUUUUAUGGCGAUUAUGGGUCAACGCUGCAGAUAAAGGUUUUGAAUGCAUCCCACUUAGGCGAUUACAAGUGUAAAGUGGCAAAUCCACUGGGCACUCUGGAACGUGUCAUUAAAUUAACCAAAGGCUUGAAGCCGGAUAAACCGUCACGUUUUCAAUUGAGACGAGCAUUCACCGAUGGCUUCGAGCUGGACAUACGCUCAACAAAGUAUAGCAGUACGGAGGACAACAUGAACACGUUGGGCUAUCGAGUGGAGUACAUAAGUAACAAGGAUCUGGUGUACAGAGUGGGUAACUGGAGUUAUGCCAAACGAAAAGAUUUCCUCUUCCAUCGAGAUGGUCGCCGUUUUGUCAUUUCCGGCUUAAAAUCCAAUACCACCUAUCUGAUGCGAGCUGCCUCACGUAAUCUGGCCGGCCUCAGCGAUUUUAGCGAUGUGAAGUUUUUCGCCACCUUAGAAAGUCUCGCCAGUCACACAGUGACAUUUGUCACGCACCACAUCAUAAUCAUUUUCACUUUCGGCUUCCUAGCGAGUUCAGCCCUGAGGAAUUUUUAAUUUCCGUUUCCUCCCACUUGUCAAUUUAUCAUUCGCCACAUUUACGCUUAGGUUGGUUAUGCUGCUGCCUUCUUUUAUUUUUUCUGUAAAUUUUGUUUUGUCAUUUAUAAGGAAACAAAACCAAAACCAAAAACAAACAAAAAACUCGAAACAAAAAUUUAGUAAAAGUGGAAGCUUAGCUUUUUUAAAUUAAACCAAAAUAUAUGAAAUUAGAAAACGCAACCGAACGUGAAAAUGAAAAAUGAACCAAAGCUUAAUCGAAUAUCCUAAUAAUGCGGAUGUUUAUGGUGAUGAUAGGCAAAUUUCGAAUAGAAUAAUUUAUUAUUGUAAGCAAUGGAUGAUUUGUUUGUGGUUUCUUAGAUUAAAUUUUGUUAAAGUUUUUGAAAGCUGUUAUUUACAGAGGCCAUAGCAAAAAAAAAAACAGACAUUCAGAAAGGUAAGGCUCUCGAAGCCAAAUGUGAGUACUGAAAACAUUUGAUUCAUAAAGUUUAAAGAUAAUUCCAACAGGUGGCCAAUUUUGUUCUGAUUAUUUGAUUCUCAUAAACGGGUCAUAGAAACAUUUGAUUUCUGCAAGCAUUUUGAUGCCAUAGAUCGAAGAGAGAGUGUUUUUUGUGGAAACAAUACCCUUCUUCUGGUUUGCUAAUACGCAAAAACUAAAUGUAUGACAACAUUCGAUUUAUCGUGGAUAUAUUACCAAUUGAGAUUCAAAGAUGAUGCAAUUUCUAAUAAAUUAAUACGAUGUCAAUGAAACUCAAAACUCUAAAGUUGUACUGGGGACUGAAAGAUAAAGGGAAACCCAUUUUUUGAUUAGUAUCUACGGAAUAGGAGGAAUAUCCGUAUCACAUUGCGACGAUGUUCAAAUGAAAUAUUGGGUUGCCUAAAAAGUAAUUGCGGAUUUUUUAAAAGAACUUAGAUAAAACUUAGAACUAACUUUAAUCAAAUAUAUAAUUGCCAUUUUGUUCGAUAACCUUUUGCCAUCUUCCUGGCAAAUUUAGUAUUCCACGCUCAUA